This is a messenger RNA of Puccinia graminis f. sp. tritici CRL 75-36-700-3, 333 nucleotides long. RefSeq lists its product as uncharacterized. The transcript has a single exon. Bases 1 to 333 code for a protein of 110 amino acids. The record is from RefSeq and is a predicted model, not a curated record. NCBI's taxonomy places the organism in Eukaryota, Fungi, Basidiomycota, Pucciniomycetes, Pucciniales, Pucciniaceae.
AUGGUGGACUUCCUCUGCUCAUUGACUAACCCUUUGACAGCCAAGGCCCGCUCAGAGGCUGCUCAUGAGGUGCCUCAGACUCCAGCCGAGUUUAUCGCUGCUUUCAGAUGCUCAAAGCACUUCUUCAAUCUCAAUCUAGAAAUGAUACAGUAUGACAGUAGCUACCCAUUGUCAGGAGCUGCCCAACACAUCAUCUACUUGGUGCCUGCCGAGAAAGAUUCUUUUGUCCGGGCAAGGUUGCCUUGGAGUUGGACGUUGUCAACCAGUAAAAGGGCGGGUAUCUGUGGAUAUCCAUGCAGAUACCUGCCAGCGCCAGCGGAUGUGGAUGCCUGA